Messenger RNA from Penaeus chinensis, 1326 nucleotides. RefSeq lists its product as uncharacterized. The record is from RefSeq and is a predicted model, not a curated record. The annotation marks the transcript as partial. Lineage: Eukaryota; Metazoa; Arthropoda; Malacostraca; Decapoda; Penaeidae. The transcript has 4 exons.
UCAUCUUCAUCAUCUUCAUCAUCUUCAUCAUCUUCAUCAUCUUCAUCAUCUUCAUCAUCUUCAUCAUCUUCAUCAUCUUCAUCAUCUUCAUCAUCUUCAUCAUCUUCAUCAUCUUCAUCAUCUUCAUCAUCUUCAUCAUCUUCAUCAUCUUCAUCAUCUUCAUCAUCUUCAUCAUCUUCAUCAUCUUCAUCAUCUUCAUCAUCUUCAUCAUCUUCAUCAUCUUCAUCAUCUUCAUCAUCUUCAUCAUCUUCAUCAUCUUCAUCAUCUUCAUCAUCUUCAUCAUCUUCAUCAUCUUCAUCAUCUUCAUCAUCUUCAUCAUCUUCAUCAUCUUCAUCAUCUUCAUCAUCUUCAUCAUCUUCAUCAUCUUCAUCAUCUUCAUCAUCUUCAUCAUCUUCAUCAUCUUCAUCAUCUUCAUCAUCUUCAUCAUCUUCAUCAUCUUCAUCAUCUUCAUCAUCUUCAUCAUCUUCAUCAUCUUCAUCAUCUUCAUCAUCUUCAUCAUCUUCAUCAUCUUCAUCAUCUUCAUCAUCUUCAUCAUCUUCAUCAUCUUCAUCAUCUUCAUCAUCUUCAUCAUCUUCAUCAUCUUCAUCAUCUUCAUCAUCUUCAUCAUCUUCAUCAUCUUCAUCAUCUUCAUCAUCUUCAUCAUCUUCAUCAUCUUCAUCAUCUUCAUCAUCUUCAUCAUCUUCAUCAUCUUCAUCAUCUUCAUCAUCUUCAUCAUCUUCAUCAUCUUCAUCAUCUUCAUCAUCUUCAUCAUCUUCAUCAUCUUCAUCAUCUUCAUCAUCUUCAUCAUCUUCAUCAUCUUCAUCAUCUUCAUCAUCUUCAUCAUCUUCAUCAUCUUCAUCAUCUUCAUCAUCUUCAUCAUCUUCAUCAUCUUCAUCAUCUUCAUCAUCUUCAUCAUCUUCAUCAUCUUCAUCAUCUUCAUCAUCUUCAUCAUCUGACGGGAUCGCUUCCAACCCUGGCCCUACAGGCUCACCACCUAAAAUUAAUCAAAAGGAAAAGAGAAAAAAUUGGACCAGGGAAGAAUACAAGGAAGUUGUAGAUUAUUCACGUGCCGGAGAGGCAGCCGCAAUCACUGAUCCCGAUGAAAGUCUACGGGCCCCGCCACCGGGAACAGAGAGGGAUGCAGCGAACGUAUCGGCAGGCACCGGGGUGUCACAAGGGAACGCACAGAGACGACGAGAGGAGCGAUCGGAGGCCGACCACCCACGACAGAGGGCAACGGGCGCCACUGCAGGUCCCAAGGAGAAGGACGAACGAGACACGACCAUGGACAGGCGCCGACACCUGCCCUCUAAUACCGACCAUAACUGUGGGUGGACUAGAGCAUAA